AUGGAUUUCAUUGGGCCAUUGGUAGGUGUUAUUGAUACAUAUCUGAUUGCUCCCUUUGUUCGACAGAUAAACUACUUGAGAAGCUCCCAUGACAAUGUCAAUGGCCUGCAAACAGUAGUUCAAAAUCUGACAGCAAAGAUGAAGGAUGUGGAAACCACUCUAAAAGCAGAAGAAAACUCUGGACAAGUGAAGACUGCCGUAGCAAGCAAUUGGUUCGAAGCCGUCGAUGAAAUCAAAGAGGAAGCCAAAGUCAUAGAGAAGGAGUAUAGUGAAGGGACUUGUGCAGGGGGUUGGUGUGUGAACUGCUGGUCACGCUACAAAAUGAGCAAGAAGUCUGCAAGACUCAAGGUAAAGGCAAUUGUUAGGCUCGAUGAACAAUUUGAUGUGGCAAGGCCACCUUCUCCAAAGACUGUUAUAGAGAUGCCAAACGAACCAAUAAUUGAGAAUCAACCAUCAACUCAAGGCAUGCUGCAACUGAUGCUUGAUUGCAUAGGUGAUCCAGAAAUUGGCAUUGUUGGAGUAUAUGGUAUGGGGGGAGUUGGUAAAACCACUCUGGCCAAAGAAGUAAAUAAUCACUUCAAAAAUGAUCCUUGUUUUGAUACUGUAAUAAUGGUCACUGUGUCUGCCACUCCCAACAUACGAAAUAUCCAAACCAGUAUCAGUAAGCGACUCGGAUUACCGGAAAAUAGUGAGAAUGAUGCAUUGUUCAAUGCCCUAAGGAAGAAGAAAUUUCUUCUAAUUUUGGAUGAUGUGUGGUGUGAAUUAAGGCUAGAGGAUGUUGGAAUCCCUCGCCCUCCAAACGAAAAAGGGAGCAAGAUUCUUGUGACGAGUCGAAAUCAAGAUAUCUGCACUGAUAUAGGUGCUAGAAAAACAGUAGAAGUGAAGCCAUUAUCAAAAGCUGAAUCAUGGGAUCUCUUUGUUGAAAAAGCAGGUGAACAUGUUUCUGCCGAUGGUGUAAAAUACUUUGCUGAAAAAAUUGUUGGAAGGUGUAAGGGUCUUCCCCUUGCAAUUGUCACUGUGGCUCGAGCAAUGGCAAAUCGUCGUGGAGUUGGGGUGUGGGAGAAUGCCUUAAGGGAAAUGAAGCAUCUCCGAGGUAUGAUAGAUAAAGUAUUUGUUCCUUUGAAAUUCAGUUUUGAUAGCUUGGAGAAUGAUAUGCUUAGGAAUCUAUUUCUUUAUUGUGCCUCUUUCCCUGAAGACAAUAACAUAGAGGUAGAUGAGAUGUUAAAUUAUUGCAUUGGAGAGGGAUUAGUAGAUGAAUUAGGGAGUUUGAAAGCUGCUAGGGAUAAUUGUAUGGAUCUGAUUGAGAGCUUGAAAAUUGCUUGCAUGUUAGAAGAUGGAGAGAUUAAAGGUAGUGUGAGGAUGCAUGAUAUCAUGCGGCAGCUUGCACUUUGGAUUACUUCUUCAGAGUACUCUGAUAGUAGUAGCCCCAAGUUAUUGAUAAGGAUUGGUAAAUCAUUUAAAGAGGCACCACAGGCUCCUGAGUGGGUAGAUGCAACAAUGAUUUCUCUAUAUGAUACCCAAAUAGAGAAGUUGCCAGAGUUGGGAGAGACAUGCCAAAAACUAACUACUUUGCUACUCAUGUGGAAUAGGAUUCUAACUGUUAUUCCCCCAACAAAUUUCUUGCAACAUGUGGAUCAUCUUAGUGUACUCGAUCUUUCUUUCUCAGAGAAGUUGGAAUAUCUCCCAGAUUCCUUAUCAUGUUUGGUGAAACUUCGGGUGCUUAGGCUAAAUUCCUGUCAAAGUUUGAGAUCAUUGCCUGCAUUGGGAAUGCUCCAACAGCUCCAAGUUUUAGAUUUGGGUUGGUGUUCAGUGUUGGACCAACAAAUCCUCGGAUCUGAAUGCGUGGGAGGUUUAAGUAAUUUAAGAUACUUGAAUGUGGAAGUGAGCAAAGUUUCUAUUCCAACAGGGGUAAUUUCUCAUUUGCACAAACUGGAGGAAUUGAGAUUUUUUAGAGCCAAUAAAAUAAAAUGGUGUGUGAGUUCUGCUGAAGAUGAAAAAUGGGACAAAAAGGAAGAGAGAAGUGGGUCUAGUACCAGUGACUCCUUCAUUGUUGAUGUGAGGGAGUUGUCCGAGUUGACUUAUUUAACCUCUCUUUCCUUUUCCUUCGAAGAUAUCAUUAUCUCUUACUGGUUCAAACCUUUGGCCAAGAAGAUUACAUGGUUGUCUCUGAAACGUUGCAGAGUCAUAAAACAAGAAGCUCUAGAAGAUCUCAAUGAAUCCCAAAAUCUUCAGUACUUAACAAUUGAGGAUUGCCCAGGUGUGAAAUGUGUGCGCAUUAGUGUUGGAUUUACCAAAUUAAUAAACUGUGAAGACUUGGAAAUGGUGUUGGAUGAGGAGGAGGAGGUCUACCAUCACCAAAAUCCCUUCAUUGGUAGGAGAUUAGACCUAAGAAAAUUGCCAAAAUUGAAAAGGAUAUGUGGUAGUUCUAUCACACCACUAAAUUGUUUUGGUCAACUUUCAUGGAUAGGAAUAGAGCAAUGCAAUAGCUUGAAGAUGGUCUUCACAAAGGGAAUGCCAGGCUUGUUCAACAACUUGAUACAUAUUAGGGUUUAUUCUUGCAACAGAAUGGAAGUAAUAAUUGAAGAAGCAGAGGAAGAAGAAGAAGAAGUUAAUGGUGCCAGGGGAGUCAUCUCAACCUUCCCGAGACUGAUGACUUUAGAGUUAGAUAACCUACCAAUGCUAGUUGAUGUGUGCAGAAACCAUAUCUUGCAUUGCCCCCUUAUAGUAGAUGUGCAUGUGAGCAAGUGUCCGAGUUUAAAGAAGGAUCCUCUUCACAUACAAAACGCGAACGGGUUACUUGUCAUCGAGGGGGAGCGUUGGCUAGGAGACAUUAAAGUCAUGGAAGAUGAAAUCCAAGCUUAUUCUCUGUGA
Telopea speciosissima is the source of this 2871-nucleotide messenger RNA. Its product is annotated as disease resistance protein RPS2-like. The transcript has a single exon. Bases 1 to 2871 code for a protein of 956 amino acids. Gene Ontology annotation, molecular function: ADP binding; protein binding. The record is from RefSeq and is a predicted model, not a curated record. Lineage: Eukaryota; Viridiplantae; Streptophyta; Magnoliopsida; Proteales; Proteaceae.